Messenger RNA from Acanthamoeba castellanii str. Neff, 288 nucleotides. RefSeq lists its product as uncharacterized. The record is from RefSeq and is a predicted model, not a curated record. The annotation marks the transcript as partial. The transcript has 3 exons. NCBI's taxonomy places the organism in Eukaryota, Discosea, Longamoebia, Acanthamoebidae.
UGGCUCUGCUCUCGCUGGCUAUCCUCACCUUCCUCGGCCUCUACAAGUUCCUCUUCGCUCCCUUCGUCUUGGGCUACGGCUUCGCCUGGGUUGGUCACUUCUUCAUUGAGAAGAACAAGCCCGCCACUUUCAAGCACCCUUUCUACUCGCUCAUGGGCGACUUCCAGAUGUGGUACAACAUCAUCACCGGCAAGCAGAAGUUUUGAAGAUGCCUCGAGACAGCAAGAGCUGAUGCAGCCAUUUUUGCUCUAUUUAUUUUGCAUAAAACAAAUAAAUUAUACUUGUUUU